AUGUUUGCGUUUGUAUUUCUGCAUACUGUGUAUGUCACAAUGAUUGUGUUACACGAAUCAACAUCCUAUGAUAUUAGUCGAAGUGUUUGUUUAGAGACAGUUAUCAAAGUUAUGUUUGACCAAAACAAAUGUAAAUUUAGUCAAACAUAUGCAGAAGGUCUUUUAAAAGAUGGAAACUUUACAUGUCAAAGCAGAUGCAACGUCACUAUCAAAGAUGUUGCUUGGAUUAACAAUAAGCUUGUGGGCGUUAAUAUAACAGUUGGUCAUAAAAUCUACGAGUAUUUACCCUGUCAACCGCCACUCGAUUGGGAAUUUUGGGAAAAUGAGUUGCACAUGAAUGUCAUCUGCGAGUCAUGGACUGAAGGUAAGGUCCCAGUUGGUGGAUACUGCAAGCUGGAUGAACAAUGUCAUGGAAGUGAAAAUUCGGGGAUAUGCAAACUCGGGAAAUGUAUUUGUAAAGAUGGAUACAUUUUAUAUAAUCUGGAAUGUCUUGACGGAAACCUUGCUUUAAACCAGCCGUGUUCCUUAAGUGAGCAAUGUUCAGGAUCACCAUACGCCAGCUGUCUUGGAGGAAUGUGUUCUUGUAUCGUUGGGUACACUGCUGAAAACUCCAAUGAUUGUGUUCAAAGUCAGGAAAUUACCGUUUCAAGUUCUCUACAACAUCAUCAAGAAGAAGCAAAAAUAGGAACAACACUCGGGGCAUUAUUUGGCGGACUAUUUCUUGGCGUGCUCCUUACAACCGUCGCUGUGGUGAUUAUUUAUAAACGGGCAAAAACACAUGUCAACAAACGAGAAGAACCCAACGUUACAUUUGCUGAUAAUAAUAGAUACAGUUUAGCGAAAAUUGUGGACCACGGUACAUUCUACAACUUCAAUACAAAAGAUAAAAAGCGGGAAGUAUCCCCAUACGCUUGCUCGGACGAAACAUGGAUAUACGACAAUGUGAACAGUAAACAAAGAAAUGGACAGACACAAGAAGCCGUAUACAACCAUUUACAUGAGCAGAUUAAACAGGAUGACAGCGAUUACUAUGAUCACGCAUGCGCUGCAUCUGCUCAUAUUUGA
Molecule: messenger RNA, 1065 nt
Organism: Magallana angulata
Lineage: Eukaryota; Metazoa; Mollusca; Bivalvia; Ostreida; Ostreidae
Exons: 10
Coding region: 1-1065 (354 amino acids)
Source: RefSeq, a predicted model, not a curated record